Molecule: messenger RNA, 1390 nt
Organism: Syzygium oleosum
Lineage: Eukaryota; Viridiplantae; Streptophyta; Magnoliopsida; Myrtales; Myrtaceae
Product: disease resistance protein L6-like
Exons: 3
Coding region: 5-1390 (461 amino acids)
Biological process (GO): defense response; signal transduction
Molecular function (GO): ADP binding
Source: RefSeq, a predicted model, not a curated record
GACGAUGAAGAGAAAAAGGGACUUGGACACAGGAACAUCGUCGUCGACGGGUGAAGGUAGGGAGUCUCUGGGAGCUGAAUAUGAGGUGUUCUUGAAUUUCAGAGGGCCGGACACUCGCCUCAAUUUCACCGAUUUCCUCUAUCACUUCUUGGAUGGAGCUGGGAUUCGCGUCUUCAUAGAUGACGAAGAGAUCCGAAAAGGCGAAAAGAUUGCAGGUGAGCUGCUACGUGCAAUCAAUGGUUCCAGAAUUUACGUGCCCAUAUUCUCCAGAGACUAUGCAUCUAGUGCAUGGUGUCUUCGCGAGCUCGCCCACAUGGUGGAAUGCUCGAGAAGAUCAACAGACAAAGUGAUUCUUCCCAUUUUCUUCGACGUCGAUCCCCAAGAUGUCAAGCUCAGAACUGGACUAUACGUUGAUGCCUUGAAAAGGCAUAAGGACAGGUUCGGCUCCGAUGAAGUGCAACAGUGGAAAGGGGCUCUAACAGAGGUCGCUGCGAUCAAAGGAUGGCACUGCAAAGAUAGAUGCCAAGGGGAACUCAUAAAACUUAUUACCGAUGAGGUUUUAAGGAAACUGCCGAGAGGAGUUCAAAUAGUGCCUGAUCAUUUGGUUGGAAUCGAUGUUCAUGUGCGAGCCGUGAUGAAUUUGUUAGGCGCAGACUCUCUUGAUGUACGUUUUGUCGUAAUACAUGGCAUGGGCGGAAUCGGUAAGACAACUCUCGCCAAAGUUGUUUUCAACCGAAUUGCUUCGCUAUUUGAAGGUUGCAGUUUCCUCUCAGACGUUGCAGAAUUUUCACAGCAGGGUAAAAUUGUGAAAUUGCAAAAUCGGCUAUUGUCUGACAUCCUCAAGUGUAAAUCCAUAAAGGUUCAUGAUACCGACUCCGGGAUCAAUAUGAUUAGAGGAAGAUGUGGCCACAAAAAAGUUCUUAUUGUUCUUGAUAAUUUGAAUAAAAGGGACCAGCUUGUGAAGCUAGCAGAAAAGUGCAAUUGGUUCGGUCAAGGAAGUAGAAUUAUGGUGACAACUAGGGACAUCAGUUUUUUGAAAAUUAGCAAGAAUAAUGCCUCACUGCAUCCUAAAGUAUGUCACUUCUACAAAAUGGAGGAGAUGCGUCAUUCUGAAGCUAUUCAACUUUUCAGUAGAUAUGCAUUUGAGAGCGAUGCUCCUCCACGUGAAUAUGAUAGAGUAACAAGAGAAAUUGUGGAAAUCACUGGUGGACUUCCAUUGGCUCUUGUAGUCAUCGGAUCCUCACUUUACUACGAGAGCAAAGAAGUAUGGGACGAUGUAUCAGCCAAGCUGAAGAAAAUGCCUCCCAAAGAAGUUCAGGACAUAUUGCAAAGAUUUAGGGAGAGAUCUUGUUCGCAAGGAAAGCAUCGAACAUCCCGGAGAGCGUACUAG